UUCUAGAAUAUUUGAUCACAACUUUGGAAGUGAAGGAAAACUUAGACAACUUUUUGUUGUUUAUGAUAUCAAGUGUACCUCCUUCAAACAAUGCCAUUUUUCAAGAAUAAAAGUGCGAACUUAACGAAUGAGAGUUCGCCGAAGGAUCAACGGCGUGAGGAUCGCAAGAAUCGAGCCAAGAACGCGACUCCAGAAAACUCACUCAACGAGAAAGCAGCUUCCCCGAAAACUACAUCCCAUGAAACAGCUCAAAACUCUGCUAGAAAUAACAUUCCUGAUGACAGAGCUAACGCUGUACCAAGUCCCGYUUCGAGAGAGAAAAUGAGAAGACAUCGUGGUGCUCCUCCUAAGCCRAGUUCGAUUCCUCCUCCCGAUCCCAGCGCACCACCGSCAGCACCACCGCGAUUUGUAUUUUAUUGUCAACUUGCUCAUGGUAGCGCUACAGCAAAGGUUGAAGGUUUUACUAAUGUAAAACAGCUCUACGAAAAGAUUGCAGCAGCCUUUCAUAUCAAAGACGAAGAGAUCUUAUUUUGCACAUUGAACACCUAUCGAGUUGACAUGGAUCGGCUUCUUGGUGGUCAAAUUGGUUUGGAUGACUUUAUAUUUGCACAUGUAAAAGGACAAAUAAAGACUGUAGAAGUCCUUAAAGAUCAACCAUCACUUGGUUUGACAAUUACCGACAAUGGUUCAGGAUGUGCAUUCAUUAAACGCAUAAAAGAAGGCAGUAUAGCUGACAAAGAACCACAAAUCUGUGUCGGUGAUCAUGUUGAGACAAUUAAUAAUGUAUCAGUUGUUGGAAAGCGACAUUUUGAUGUUGCUCGCAUGUUGCGGGAGGUGGAUGUGCAAGGAAAGAUCAGUUUUCGUUUAGUGGAACCAAUGCGAUCUUUUGAGGGUAUUGGUCCAAGGACGUCAACCAGGGGGGCUCAAGCACCAACRCCAGCAGGAGGGGGAGAUGAAAAAACAGAGAAAGCAGUUGGGUCUGGCAAAGCGACUUUACGACUGAAAGCCAAAGGACCCCCUGUAGUUGAAAAUAUUGUGGACACUGCAUGGGAACAAGUUGCAAUGAAGAAGGUUGAUGAUCUGUUGGAAAGCUUUUUGGGAAUCAGAGAUGAAGAAUUAGCUGCAAAUUUGGUAACUUUGAGUAAAAACAAAGAAAACCCGAGUGAUUUUGCCAUUACUUUGGAUGAGGAAUAUGCUGAUUUUCAGUUUCCAGAUGAUUUCAUAUUUGAUCUUUGGGGUGUAAUUAGUGACGCAAAGAAAGGCAGAAUAUAAUGUCAUUGAAGUGCAUUUUGAUAAUAGCCAACAAUAUUCCUUACAAAGUGAUAAAUCCAAUAAAUACCUCUAUUGAUCUCUUUUACACUGCAAUAGCCUCAAAACCAUGUUAUAUAUUCUUUUAUUCAGAGAGCUUUUGCAAAUGCAAGAGAAGACAGAAAACAAUAGCACAGAAGACAAUGAAAAUAGUGUGAAAUCUCAUGAGUUUUAACCAAAUUUCUGCAUAUUCURCACACAAUUGAGGCUAACACAGUCUAAAAGAUAUCAAGAAACUCACUAUUUAGUCCCUUGACACUAGUUUAGUGAUGAAAGAGAGCAGCAUAUCACACCAUGCAACUGUCUGUGCCAAACAGAAGGAGUGAAUAAUAGUGAUGAAAUUAACUUUUUUAAGAUUUCAUAUUUGGAUGAAAGCCUAACAACKUUAAGGCAGUAUUUUUAAGAAAAGCUGAAUUCAUAUCCUUGUUGYUCAUUUAUUCAAUUUUUGUCAUUCCUGGAGUUAGGAUUGGAACAUUUUUGUUWGGUAGGGAGGAGAGGAAGGGGGCUGAUUGCAUUAGCCAUAUUAGGAUUAUUUCUGAGCUAUUUAUAAUUCAUAAGUAGUUGGUCAUGUGACCCCAAUUAUUAGCAGCCUAAUCCUAAAUACUUUUUUGCUUUUUACUCUGACAAUUGUAUUUCACAACUUAUACUUAAUCUAAGUCAACCCCUGUCCUGCUAAAGACAAAAAGGUUUUUUUAUCAGGACUCCACUUUUCUGCAGCUCUUCAUAUCUGCAUACGUUUGUGUAUAGAAACCUGUGAUGUCUCAGUAUUAACACUGUAAACUCAUUGUAAAAGACUUGAUUUGAUAUUUAUGUSUAGGAUAGUGUGGUGUUAUAAACACUUCAUUGACAGAGCUACAUUUAGGGAUAACUAUAAUUAAUAUUUAAAUGAUUAUUUAUACUCAAUGUAAUGAGUAUUGUAAAUUAAUUUAGAGAUACACUUUAGUUAKAAUAAAACAGCCAAGCUUAACAGUAAAAUUUA
Molecule: messenger RNA, 2287 nt
Organism: Exaiptasia diaphana
Lineage: Eukaryota; Metazoa; Cnidaria; Anthozoa; Actiniaria; Aiptasiidae
Product: PDZ domain-containing protein GIPC3
Exons: 5
Coding region: 91-1272 (393 amino acids)
Molecular function (GO): protein binding
Source: RefSeq, a predicted model, not a curated record